AUGAGUGAAUACCAAAGCAGUGAUGAGGAAAAUGCUGAAAACCAAAGGAGUGAUGAUGAAGAAGAAAUUGGUCAAAGCAGUGAGGACGAAUGGCCUAAUUCAGAUGGGAGCCGGAGAUGCAUUGUCUCUGACCCAUCUCACCCUCACGAACUCUCCCGUCAAGCCGGUGUUAAGACUAAGCAAAAGUGCUUUUCUUGCGGAAAAAGAAGCAUUACUUGGGAGCUAGCACACGAUAAGAACUUCCAUUACUCCUGCACCAUCUGCCAAGUAGAGUUCCACCGUGAAUGUCGCAAGCUUCCAACCAAAGUUUCAUCAUGCCGGGUCUGCUACAAGAAUGUUGACAUCAAGUAUGGUCAAUAUUCUUGCAAUCAUAGGGAUUGCUCUUAUGUAGCUCAUUCAAAAUGUGCAACGCAUUAUCAAGUAUGGGAUGAGCAAGAACUCGAGUGGGAACCCGAAGAAGCUGACGAAACUGAAGCUGUUGCGCCAUACAAGAAAGUAGGUGGUGGUUUGAUACAACAUUUUGGUCAUCAUGAAGAUCAUUAUCUAAAGCUCGAGAAAUACGAUGGUUCAAGAGACUCGGGAAAGCAAUGCCAGGCGUGUAUGCGUUAUAUCACCUCUCAUGAUGAUUUCUACAGCUGCAUCGAAUGUGCUUACUUUCUCCAUGAAGUAUGUGCCAAUCUUCCUAGAAAACUGGAUCAUUUGUUGCAUAUCCACUCUCUUUACUUGUACCCGUCGUAUACUCAAUUCUACUGCGAUUACGGUGACUUAUGGUGCUGCCAUUGUACACGAGAGUCAAGUGGUUGGAUGUACAUAUGCAUAAGAGACGAAUGUAUCAAAAACAGUUCAGUAUUUCACCUAGAUGUUAACUGCAUUUCAGUUCCCGAGUGCUUCACCCAUGCAAGUCAUGCAGAACAUCCUUUAUUCGUUGCAACCGGAACCCGUAGUGGAAUUCUCUGCCAAGGUUGCAAGAAAGAAACUUUUCGGUAUCAUCUACAUUGUACUAUAUGCGAAUUUGCCAUAUGCUACGAAUGCUCCACAAUUCCAAAUGAGAUAUACUACAAAUAUGAUGAGCAUCCUCUCUCCCUUUGUUAUGAAGAAAGUGGCGUGGAUCACACGUACUGGUGCGAAGUAUGUGAGAAAAGUUUAGAUCCAACGGAAUGGUUCUACACAAGUAGCCAAGGUUGCACCACAAUCCACCGUAAAUGUUUAUUCGGAGAUAUUGGUUACAUGAAGUCUGGUCACACAUUUGAUUACAAGGAUUAUAAGGUGGAAGUGGUUGGCAAUGGUCGUAGCUCUCGUCCCAAAUGUCAGGUAUGUCGCCAACGUUGCCUACUUCCCUUAUACUUGAAAUUGUAUAAGCCGGAUGGGACUGAAGUUGCUAUUUGUUCUUUUCGUCACCUCUACGGAGGAAUCAAGUGA
This is a messenger RNA of Eutrema salsugineum, 1419 nucleotides long. RefSeq lists its product as uncharacterized. The record is from RefSeq and is a predicted model, not a curated record. Bases 1 to 1419 code for a protein of 472 amino acids. NCBI's taxonomy places the organism in Eukaryota, Viridiplantae, Streptophyta, Magnoliopsida, Brassicales, Brassicaceae. The transcript has 2 exons.